CUACUUCCUCCUGUCCUCGUCCAUCGAGACAUGAUCCGUCAGAAGACGCUGAGCAUAUAGCAUGAAGAGAGUCAAGUGAAACUCUUUCUUACCACUGAACACCUCCUCGUACCAACUUUUACGCCAUUCACGACCUCUUCAACGCUCUAUGACGAGCCUUUCCACUCCUACUCCACUAUCUGGACAACAUCAACAUCCAUUCAAAACAUCUUCUCCUCGCCGUCAGUUAUUCAUACCCUCCCCUCAGUCGUCUCCCAAUCCCUUCUCAUCACCUCUUCCAACUCUCACCUCCGCCCGUCCGCCUCUCAUCUGCAUCCCACCCCAGUUCCCAUCUCCUCCACGAGUCCUCCAUAAGUCACCUUCGACAUCGAAACUUUAUCAUCACAACAGAUCCUCAACAUUCAUGUCCGACGCGACACGACAUCGAUCGCCUCCUGGCGCUUCCGCAUCACCCGAUGUAUCCUAUCAUCCUCUUCAACCUUUUCUACCCCAUCCCUCAUCCCCAUUCCGGAUCGAUCGACUCCGUCUUCGCAAACAUUCCAAUGGUCCGCCAUUAAGUGCGUCGCGUAUCUCUCCACCAUCAUCUACCAUUCGAUUAUCUUGUAAUCCUACACAGGCGUCUGCUCAACUGGGUUUCAAUUCUGGGUAUCCCGUCACUCCGCCGGACCUGCCGAGUAUCCACGGAGUGUUUGACAAGUUCCAUACGGUCCAACAGAAGGGUCAAAAUGAUCAUCUAGGCCCGAGUCGCAGAGUAACCAUGGCGAGAAAACCACCUCCACCUAUCGAUACAUCAGGAUCAUCAAUGAUUGAUCGGCAUAAUACACUGAGUAAAAAAGGACGCAGAGACACGCUUCAACUUCCCAUGAUGGGUCUAUCGACACCGACGCAAAGAUCAGCGGGGGCGAUAGCUUUUGACAAGCAAAGACAAUGGUCUUCCCCUCAGGCGGAUAUCAACGACUUGUCUGACUGGGACGUGUUGUCGGAUCAAUCUAUUCUUCAAGCUCGAUCCGCGACGACGCCUUCGUCGUCGUCUCACUCAUCUCAAGAUCCUACGAAGCGGCGAAGAAACGACGGUCCAUCACCUGUGCCAACAACCCUCACUAAAUCCACAGACUGGCUCGAUUCAGAAGCUCCCAGUGCCGCCCCUGCCUUAGGACAGCCUCCCUUGGGGUAUGCUCCUAACGAGAUGAACCUUCGCGCCAUCGAGGUCCUUGAACACUUCUCUGGGCAUCUCCUCAGCGACGGAUGGGGAGACGAGCUUGACGAAUAUAAUCCCCCGAGACGUUCAUCGCGUCACUACUCUCGCCAAGACCCAAAGUCUGCUCCGGCUGUACCUGCUAAAUCGAAUCUGAGGAAUCAGCAGCAAUCGCCUCCAUCACGUACCGCUCCGCCUCUACCGCCCACACCAUCAUACGCGAUGAGCUCAGGUCUCGAAUCCGAAGACUGGGAUGCGGACUCCAUUCAGAGUCACGGAGGACGACGAGAUGAACACGACGCGGCGAGCGUGAGAUCCUGGCGAGAAGCGAGGAAAAAGUCAAAGCCUCCGACGUUGAGGCCAUUGUCUGAGCAACCUCCAAUUGGGUCGAAUUCGAUUCAGCCGGGCAGUAUCUCAUCACAUCAUCGGAUCGAACGCGCUACAUCUUCUCACCGCCUCAUUAGCCCGAACACGCCACCUCGGUCAACUAGUUUGACGCCUGGGCUCAAGCUCACGAGACCGAGUGUGGAGUCGCGAGACAUGCCCUACGCCUUCUAUAACAUCCAGGAGCAAGAAGAACCGACCAAGGGAGGGAUGAGACGUGUCAGCUCGGCACUCAGUCGUAAAAGCUCAGAUGAGAAGAAGAAAUCUAGGAUCAAGGUACCUUUGCUGUUGGACUUCACUCACGGUUCCGAUGCACGGUCUCCUGCGAGUCCUCCUAGCUCUCCCGUGCCAUUUCAACAUCGUCCUUUGCCGCCUCUACCAGGGUCAUCUUCUCGCAGUUCCAUGCUCCCUUCUCGAUCGAGUUCGUCUGGCCCCUCUGCCCUCUUGCAACUCAGGUUCCAACGGGAACUCCUCAGACCCAAGAGACCCAGUACAUCAUCACAGUCUCAAGAGAUUGUUGAGUCUCACGAUGUUGAUCCUCUGUCUUCACGUCCUCAAAUACGCAAGCUGUCAGCGAGAGAUGAACCUCGACCCGGUGCACCGCUAUCUCCACGGAUGGAUACGGCGGACAAGCAAGACCGUCGGAGAGGUAUGACUGCGUUAUCUUUUCUCGCGAUGGAAGAAAUGUUCGGACCGGACGAGCCUAUUCCACUUGACCGUCAUGCUCCUGGGCCUGUUGUGGUGGAACACAUCUUGCCACCCGGUCAGCUGAGCAAGAUUGUUCCCGAGACGAGCGAUCGACGAGAUAGUUGGUCAUCUUCAUCGACUUCUACGACAUCAUUGUCGAACGACAAUGAGGCACGAUCCGAUGCAGAUGAUUCACGUCUCAACGCUCAACCACAUUCACGCCCUAUCGCCGAUCGCACUGUACGGAAAUCGGCUUCGAUGGACAGAGCGAAAUCCAAGUCUAAAAGGACAAAGACGGAUAAUAGAAAAUCUAUGGGUCAGACCAGUAUCAACAUGUCCAUGUCUUCUCCAGCUAUCAAAUCACCAUUUUCGACUCUGAACCCUUUCGACUCGGAGGAAGACAAGCUACCUACUCGGUCGACCGCCUUGCCGCCUCCUCCAAGACCUCGACAUAGCUACGCGGCGCAAAAGGAUGCUCGACAGAUCUACGGUCACCUCUCGAGUCCACCGAUGCCUGAAAGUGUCAGCAGUCCAAUCUCUGCGGUCCGAGGAGAGAGGCCCCAGACGUUCAUGGCUUUGUCCAGGAACCCUUCGUUCUCGUCGCGUUACUCUCCGCUCACUACUAGACCCAACUCGCCUACCUCGGAGACCUCUCAUGCGGUCUCACCUGUGGCAUUGGAAUCGAGUCAAUCUGCACCAGCACCUCAUUCGCUUGAGCUGACAUGCAGACAACGUGAGCCAGGACCAUCGCCAAUCGCUUCUGUCUUCGGCUUGAAUACUCUGCGCAAUCCUGCAGCUCAAAUGUCUGAGGCCGCAACUACCUCCCUACCAAGUGCCACAUUGCCUCCUGAAGCUACUCCUUCUCAUCCUGUUGACACCGGCAAGGCUGAUGAGCUUCAGAGUAUCUCGACGAGCGCUACUAGUCGACGGGAUGUGGAACGGGAGGAAAAAGACCGAGUGUUGAGGGAAUGGCUGAAGAGUAAGCCUAGGCGGGGUACAGGAGAGAACAUUGGCACGGUCAGCGUCACGCCUGCUGAAAAUGUCUUGAGCUCGAGCGGAGCUUGAGCGAUGCUGUAGAGAGUGAAAACAGCUGUGUAUGCUGUCAUCUUUAUUGUCAUCGUCUUGUCUAUCUGUCACGCUAUGCAUUCAUAUCGAGCUGUCGUCG
Molecule: messenger RNA, 3431 nt
Organism: Kockovaella imperatae
Lineage: Eukaryota; Fungi; Basidiomycota; Tremellomycetes; Tremellales; Cuniculitremaceae
Exons: 2
Coding region: 149-3331 (1060 amino acids)
Source: RefSeq, a predicted model, not a curated record